AUGCCGACAGAGCUGGAUGCAUGCUUCGCGAAGCAUGUGGACGAGUCCAUGGCGAGGCAUCUUCAAAGAUUGCUUCCGGAGCAUCUGGAGCGGCUUUUGCCCAAAUAUUUGCGACAGGACGGCAAGGCUCACGAAGAUCACGUCCCUGUCCAGGCCAGCACAGCCUCAGCAAGUGGCGAUGCGGAGGAUUGGAAGGGGCUUGCCGCCCCUCACGAUGCAAAUCCAGAGGAGGAUGAUGAUGUCAUCGUGGAAGUCGACGAUCACGAGGAGUUCCUGAAGAGUAUCACUGGAUUUGCUGGAUCUGCUGAGAGCCAUGUGAAGAUGGAGCCCACUGGGCCUGUGGAGGUCAUUGAUUUGUGCGAGUCCCUGCCAAGAGAUGAGUCUGAAAAUGGAGAUGCUCCAUCGGAUACACAGGAACUCUUGCAGAACCCUGAGAAGCUGGCAGAAUUAUAUGCGCGCUACCACAUGUCAUCGCAUAGCACGAAAGCCCCAUCGUAUGAUCAGAUGCUAGAUGCCGAGGUGGCCCGGUCGAUGAGCACUGAUGAACUCUACAACGAGCUCCUGUCCCGUUUGCAACAAAUUCCAGACCAAGUCUGGAGCAAGAAGAACCGGCGCCUGAAUGUCUUGCCACCAGGGGAGACCCGUUCAAAGCAACUCAUCUUGGGUCUGGUAACGCCCCAGAACUUCAGGAGCCUGCCCACCAUAUCUAUGGAGACUUGGAACCUAUCACAAUUGACGAAAUUGAUCCUGGUGUACAUCCACCGCUUGGCAGAGGAGGCUGGCGUAGCGAAGCCGUUGGGCACCACUCUGCAGCUGACGAAGAACUUGGAGUGUGUACCUCACACUGACCAGAACAAUGGUGGCAAGAGCAAUGGGACCACGCUGGGAGACCACAAAGGUGGACAGCUCUUUGUUGAAGAUCCGCAGGGGGACGAGGUCAUGAGGCUCCCCGACAAUAUCAGGGGCGCUGGGAAAGCGGGCGACGUGAUCGUGGGCCGUCGACAUCAGCCUCGACGACAGCUGGUGGAGUUCGAUGGCAACAUGAUCCAUUUCACUUGCCCAUUCGAUGGAGAGCGCUUUGCAAUAAUCUUGUUCUGCUUGAAACCCUCUUCCCUGGAAAAAACGGCAGACUUGAACAAGGCGUAUCUCUCAGCGCUGGGCUUCAACACGGCCUUCCCAGCGGUCGGCUUCGCAUACCAGGACCUGGCACGACAGGCCGCGUUCAGAGAGAAAAUCAGCUGGAUGCCAAGCAGAGUUCCGCCAAGCUGCGUGAGGGGCAAGAAAAGGAAACAAGAAGAAGAGGGGAGUUGA
Messenger RNA from Cladocopium goreaui, 1311 nucleotides. The record is from the annotation of a GenBank genome assembly. NCBI's taxonomy places the organism in Eukaryota, Dinophyceae, Suessiales, Symbiodiniaceae.